Molecule: messenger RNA, 269 nt
Organism: Symbiodinium pilosum
Lineage: Eukaryota; Dinophyceae; Suessiales; Symbiodiniaceae
Source: the annotation of a GenBank genome assembly
AUGCCGACCACGGGCGCCUGCAAGGUGCUCAACUUCUUUCCAGAUCCAGUCUGGGCAGCCCUUUGUCUUACCGACGAUCCUGCAGAGGCUUUGGAGGGCAACCUGAACCAGGCGUCCAUUUGCAUCCGUGGCUUUCGACACACCACCAGCUGCCUACAGGCACCGGACAUCUCGAAAGCCGGGACGCUGGUGAUCUGCACCCUUUACCUGGGUGGCACCUCCGUGGACCUGAUUCGUUGCCCGGGCUUCAGCCGUAUGGAGAUCGGGGA